UUAAGAAAUACAACUCGAAUGCAGAAUGCUGAGCAGAACAGGAUGAAGCCCAUGAUAGAAGCCGCCAUAAUUGACUUAUGCACCAAUACCAGCACCUUGUUUCCCGGAAAUAUGGUGAUCGCCGACUUGGGUUGCUCCUCUGGCACAAACGCGCUAGUGCUGGUAUCGACUGCCAUCGAGGCCAUCCACAGUUACUGCAUUCAGUUCCAAAGGCAACCACCUGAAGUGUGUAUAUUCCUCAAUGACCUUCCUGACAACGACUUCAACAUGGUGAUAAAGAGCUUGGUCACGUUCCGGAAAAUGAAUGAGCCUAUUGUGGUGGCCAGUGUCACGCCAGGGUCAUUUUACGAGAGACUCUUCACUAGUGGCUCAUUACAUCUUGUUUGCUCGUCCAGCAGCCUGCAUUGGCUCUCAAAGGCUCCAGAAGUACUAACAAGGAACCAUAUCCCAGCGUACAACAUUGAUGAGCAUGCAAGACGUGAAAUGCUUCCUAUGAUCCACGAGGCUUAUGCACAACAGUUUAAGAAUGAUUUCACACAUUUCCUAAAGCUAAGAGCCAAAGAAUUCCUCUCAGGAGGCCGGAUGGUUAUUUCUAUUACAGGAAGGCAUUCUGAUGGAAUUGACUCCAAACUAUUUCACAUAUGGGAAAGCAUAGUUCAGAUUCUAAGUGUUAUGGCCUUAGAGGGUGUCAUCGACAAAGAAAAGUAUGAUUCCUUCUACGUGCCGAUGUAUGGACCUUCCAGUGAAGAGCUUAGGGAGAUCAUCCAAGAAGAGAGCUCCUUUUCGAUCCAGGAGAUGGUAGUGCGCAGCUUAACAAGUGAUGCAGACUCUGCUCUCUUCACUCCAAAUAUGUACAUGUGCCAGAUGCGAGCCGUGUUUGAGCCCUUGAUUGUGAAACAUUUUGGAGAAGUGAUGGAAGAAUUCAUGAGAACCGCAGAGAGGCUAUGGAGCUUGGACGGAAUCUUGAGAGAUCAUCUUUCUAGACUAACAUGGCUAUCUGUAUCCCUCACCAAGGCAUGA
Lolium rigidum is the source of this 1020-nucleotide messenger RNA. RefSeq names its product probable methyltransferase TCM_000168. NCBI's taxonomy places the organism in Eukaryota, Viridiplantae, Streptophyta, Magnoliopsida, Poales, Poaceae. The record is from RefSeq and is a predicted model, not a curated record. The transcript has 3 exons. The coding region runs from base 19 to 1020 and encodes 333 amino acids. Gene Ontology annotation, biological process: methylation. Gene Ontology annotation, molecular function: S-adenosylmethionine-dependent methyltransferase activity.